CCCCCAGCCCGGUGUGCGAGAGUGUGCGUGUGUGUGCGCGCCGCGGGGCUCUCCUUGACGCACGCCGGGCAGGGGGCCCCCAGCCAGCGCCCCUCCGCUGGGUGCGCGCCCAGCAGUUUCUAUAGGAACCGCGACAGCGCCCGGGCCCCUCCUGCGGAGCCCGGGUGCGAGCAUGCCCAGUGGAAGCCGCUAGUUUGGCCCGGGUCUAGGUUUCCAGUAAGUGGCAUGCGGGACUCCGGAGACGUCCCAAUGAGCUGAGCCGAGAGUCUUUGUGUGCACAGGGAGAAGGAGGCGGUGGCCGCCGGGCCCGGAGACCCCGCCCCGGGGGCCCGGCAGGAACAAUGCUAGCCUGCCUAACCCGGGGGAACUUACUGGACGUCCUGCAGGAGGGCUUCAAUGAGCAACAGCUGCAGGCAUAUGUGGCCUGGGUGAACGCACAGCUGAAGAAGAGGCCAACAGUGAAGCCUGUGCAGGACCUGCGACAGGAUCUCCGGGAUGGGGUGAUCCUGGCGUAUCUCAUCGAGAUUGUAGCAGGAGAAAAGCUGAGUGGUGUACAGCUGAGUCCCAGUAACCAGCAGGAGAUGAAGAAUAAUGUGGAGAAAGUGUUACAGUUUGUAGCCUCCAAAAAGAUUCGUAUGCACCAGACUUCAGCUAAAGGUCAGUGCUUCAUCCUGUCCAUGGUAGGACCUCUCGGUCUGUUCCGAUCCUCAGAUAUCGUGGAAGGCAACCUGAAGUCUAUCAUGAGGCUGGUCCUGGCCUUGGCAGCUCAUUUCAAACCGGGCUCCAGCAGGACAGUGAGCCAAGGACAGGACGCCAGAGCCCCUCUGCAGAGUCACCAGCCACACUGUGCCACUGCUGUGGCCCAGGGAGCAGCUGCCGCCCUAGCUGAUGUGUGUCACGACAUGUCACGGUCAGGGCGGGAUGUCUUUCGAUACAGACAGAGGAACAGCAGCAUGGAUGAGGAGAUUGAGAAUCCAUGCUGGAGCGUGCGAGCCCUGGUGCAGCAGUAUGAAGGGCAGCAAAGGUCCCCGUCUGAAUCCAGCUGCUCCAGCCUGACUUCCCCCAGUCCUAUCCACAGUGCAAAGAGCGACUCCAUUAUAACCCAGUCGGAGGAGAAGGCAGAUUUCGUGAUUAUUCCCUCUGAAGGAAUAGAGAACAAAACAGAGGAGACAGACUCUCCAUUAUCCCGGGACUGGAGACCAGGCAGCCCCCGGCCCUAUCUGGAGACUUCAUGGGAAGAACAGCUGUUGGAACAGCAAGAACAUUUGGAAAAAGAAAUGGAGGAAGCCAAGAAAAUGAUAUCAGGAUUACAGGCCUUACUGCUCAAUGGAUCCUUACCCGAAGAUGAACAGGAGAGGCCCUUGGCCCUCUGUGAACCAGGAGUCAAUCCCGAGGAACAAUUGAUUAUAAUCCAAAGUCGUCUGGAUCAGAGUAUGGAGGAGAAUCAGGACCUAAAGAAGGAGCUGCUGAAGAAUAAACAAGAAGCCAGAAACUUACAGGGGAUAAAGGAUGCCUUGCAGCAGAGGCUGACUCAGCAGGACACGUCUGUCCUUCAGCUCAAACAAGAACUACUGAGGGCAAAUAUGGACAAAGAUGAGCUGCACAACCAGAACGUGGAUCUGCAGAGGAAGCUAGACGAGAGGAAUCGACUCUUGGGAGAAUAUAAAAAAGAACUGGGGCAGAAGGACCGCCUCCUGAAGCAGUACCAGGCCAAGUUGGAGGAAGCACUUCGGAAGCUCUCUGAGGCCAGUUACCAGCAGGUGGAUCUGGAGCGGGAACUGGAACACAAAGACGUCCUGUUGGCUCACUGUAUGAAAAGAGAGGCAGAGGAGGUGACCCACUGCAGCAGUCACAACCCUCAAAGCAAUGGUUUUCUCCUUCCAGUGGCAGGAAAAGGAGCUGCUUCAGUCACUCACAGAGGGAGCAGUGACCUGCAGCUUGUUCGGGAUGCCCUCCGCAGCCUGCGCAACAGCUUCAGUGGCCACGACCCUCAGCACCACACCAUCGACAGCUUGGAGCAGGGCAUCUCCAGCCUCAUGGAGCGCCUGCACGCCAUGGAGACCCAGAGGAAACAGGACAGAAGGGUUCGGGGCAAGUCACCCAGAACUCAAGCAGGUAGUGAAUACCGGGAGUCCUGGCCCCCUAAUUCAAAGUUGCCUCACUCACAGAGCUCUCCAACUGUCAGCAGCGCCUGCACGAAGGUGCUCUAUUUCACUGACCGAUCACUUACGCCCUUCAUGGUCAAUAUACCAAAGAGGUUGGGGGAAGUGACACUGAAGGAUUUUAAAGCAGCUAUUGACCGGGAGGGAAAUCAUCGGUAUCACUUCAAAGCACUGGAUCCUGAGUUUGGCACUGUCAAGGAGGAGGUUUUCCACGAUGAUGAUGCCAUCCCUGGAUGGGAAGGGAAAAUUGUAGCCUGGGUGGAAGAAGACCAUGGAGAUAAUUAAUGCUGAGUAUUAGAUUGAGGGCUUGUGGAACUUGGCAGUCCCUGGCUGCUUCACUCAGGAGAGAGGACGAAAACCAGAAUACACUAAGAAGUUUUUAGUUUGUGCUGCCAAAACAGAAGCUUCUCCAAGUGUGACAGCCAUAGGCCAGUCCUGUUUCUGUGCCUGGCACGUGUGGUACUUAAAGUCCCUGUCCAAAAGUAGACCAUGGGUUCUUGUGGAGUUCCUUGUCCGUGGGAACACAGUGUUUUAUUCUACUCUGAGGACAACAAACCGAAGGCCUUAACCAAUGGGGAUGGAUGAUCCCACUCCUGUAUGGGCAUGGCUGCUAUUAUCUGGAACCUGGGAACUGGAUGUAUCACUCCUGUGUGUUACAGUUUUAUUUUAAUUGGCCUCAGUGGUUGCAGCAAUCAGAGUACCAGCAUUUGUACUCACAGACAAGGUGAAGGUACCAGCUAUUUUGCUUCCUUGCAGCUAGUGCAAACCAAGAAUAACUCGUAAGGUGGUACCAAAGAUGAAAGCCCACUCUUCAGGAAUUUUUUGGACUGGACAUGGAUGGUGCUGAAUUGUUGAAUGGAUUGAAAAAGGGCUGCCCAUAUUGUGCUAUAUACUAUGCUAAAACCAUAAUUAAGUAAGACCUUGGGCUGCCUCUUGUGUCUUAACUGGUUUUGCAACUUGUCCUUUAGCCCACAGAGGGCAUAUUUCAUGUACUGCUCAUUUUCUCUGGGGACUCUUUAACGUUAGAGCCAUUUUUUCCCCUUCCAACUGAUGAACUUUGUGUUUGAAAGGAAUAAGGAGUGAAAGUCUCCUUUCAAAUCCAGGCGGGUAUGGAAAGGUGCUGCUACCCAUGUCUUCUUGACUUUCUUUCUCUCAUGACUUUCUUUAGCUCAUGGCAUCUCCUUUGCAGCCAAAAGGAAACAGACCAUUAGUUUCAGUAUUUGUGAUUUAUAAGUACUGAGCAUGAGUUACUGGUCUACCCAUCUUCAUUUCAAGGCCAGAGUUAUUUUCUAUUAUAUAUUUAGUCUAGGCUGAUCCUUUGGUCACAAAAGAAACCAUAGGGGCAUGAAGCAUGAGUUGUGAAUGGCAGGGUUGAUUCUGGGUGAUAACACCUAGAAUCCUUUCUCAUGUGCAACACUGUCAAGUGUAGAAGCUAAAAGAUUUAAACGUUCAGAGAUUACUUUAUAUCUUGAGUUUUCUCAUUCAUUCACCAAGCACCAUCAACCAAUCAGAUAUAUACAUAUAUAUCAGUCUCUCUGCCUGUGAUCACCAGUGUACACUGCCAACGAGAAGAGUCAGACAGAUCAGCUGUGGGUUCUUGACCUGUCUGUCUCUAGUUCAUCUCCCCUUUUCAGCCAUUUCAACAGACGACUGAUCGGAGCUCUGAGAUGACAUUUUGUUGUUUUAUAUAGAUGUGUCUUUAAGUUCACGUUUGGAGAAUUCUUUUCUACUCAUUUGCUUUUUGUCCAAGAACCAUGUCUAUUUUUAUAACUUGAGCGAGAGUUCUGUAUAUUCUCACAUUCUGUAUACUAUAUCCAUUUUCUAGAGAACCCAGUUGCUUUUAUACAGGCUCUUCUCUUCUUACCAGCCCUUGUGGUUUCAGAACAAGCUUUAUUUUAUUACAAGUAUACUAAUGACAGAUUACUCCUGUUCCAAUUCUACCAGCCAUUUUAGUUAUGGAGUUAGUUUUACGGAACCUAUUUGAUGGCUCCUCUAGCUGACAGAAGGAACUCAAGAGACACCUGAUGUCUUUCGUGUAAGUUUACCUGGUCUCCUCCUACUGAAGAAUGAUUUCUCAUCAGAAGUGACUGGGAAAAUUUGGGAAAGUCCUUUACAAGCAAGAAUAAUUCAUUAUGAAAGCAAACAGAAGAAAACAGUAUAUUCUCCAUUCCCCCCCAGGAAGUCUGGAGAAGAAGUCCUCAUGUCACCAGUUUCUCUGUUGCAUGAAUUUUAGUGUUUUGCUAUAAGACAGCAUGAGGGUUAUCAGGCCAAAAUUUGUUAUUGUAUUUUCAGUACAAUUUAUCUUGAACGUCUGUCGCUUAAAUCAGUUUUACUUGUCAGUUUUCUGUCAGCAAACAUUCUUACUAUUAUGUAGAAUUUAACUUUUCAGAGAAAAUUAAAUCAGAGAAAAUUUUCAGAGUCCUCUACCUUCUUUGUCUUUUAUCUUUAUGUCUUUUGGGAAAGGAGCUGCAUGGCCUUAGUGCCUCCAUAGAAAGCUUAAGUUGAAUUAAUAGCUCAUUAAUCUCAUAUGCCACGGGUGAUAACUAAGCACCCCCAUUACAGGAUGGCACACCAGAGUGUUUGUAUAAAAUGUGUUGGUAAUCCUCAUUCCAGUUUCUAAACAGAGGAGCCUUCUAGGAGGAGUGUGCAUGGAUUCAUUCCGGUUUGAAUUGUCUCCUAUUUGAUACACUAGGAGGCCUUUUGACUUAUUCAGACUAUUAUCCCCUACUGGCAUUUGUGUGGGAUAGUCCAUCCUGCUAGUGCUGAAGUUCCCUUUCUUUGAGAAAACUAAGGAACUAGAAUGUUUAGAGUUCAUGAAAUAAUCUCUAAACCUGAUUUAAAAAAUGACCCUCUCAUAAAAACUAAGUAAAAAGCUCAAUUCCUUAAACAGUCUUCAUUUAAAAACUGAAGACUGUUCUCACACAGUUAACUAAAGUAGCUGGAAUUGGAACACUUUACAAUUUCUACCUAAAGAAUUUAGGUUAAACUUACUUGGUAGUAUCAAUGCUGCUUACUGACCAACUUUCCAGCUCUUUUUGACCAGGAUGGUUGUAAAUUAAGGAAAAUAUCUUUAUACUGUGUAUUCAAUCCAAGAGGACUCUAAUUACUUAAAAUCAUUUAGGUCAUAAUAAUAAUAAUUUUCAUUUUUUCCAUAAACUAAGCAUUAUGAUUGCACACUCCUAUUGUCUGAAUUUAUGUAAGAGGUAUAGCUUGCUUAAAAUAUAUAUGUAAAGUUAUAUUUUCUUAGAAACAUGGAUGUUUGCAACCAUUGCUUUCAAAGAGAUUAUUACCAUGUAUUCUCUCUGUUUUACGUUUUCAUGAAGAUUGUGUUAUACCAGAGGCUUCUGAUUAUCAAAGUGAUAACCAGUUUUAACUGUCUGUAUGUACCAGAUUUGUGACCUAAUUUUAAAAAAACCCAGAAACAAACUAUGAAUAAAAUGGAGUUUGCAAA
Physeter macrocephalus (sperm whale) is the source of this 5613-nucleotide messenger RNA. RefSeq names its product DIX domain containing 1 (gene DIXDC1). The coding region runs from base 342 to 2447 and encodes 701 amino acids. Gene Ontology annotation, cellular component: cytosol. Gene Ontology annotation, molecular function: frizzled binding. Gene Ontology annotation, biological process: canonical Wnt signaling pathway. The record is from RefSeq and is a predicted model, not a curated record. Lineage: Eukaryota; Metazoa; Chordata; Mammalia; Artiodactyla; Physeteridae. The transcript is spliced from 20 exons.